This is a messenger RNA of Camellia sinensis, 522 nucleotides long. The record is from RefSeq and is a predicted model, not a curated record. NCBI's taxonomy places the organism in Eukaryota, Viridiplantae, Streptophyta, Magnoliopsida, Ericales, Theaceae.
AUGUUUGUACUAGAUAAGGGAGUUGGUCUUGAUUUUAUGAGUUGGGCAUAUGAAAUUGGGCGUAGUUCUGAUGCGGAUACAUUGGGGUUGUUUUUCGCCUUAUGUUGGGGAGUGUGGUUCUCACGAAAUUCCGCCAUAUUCAAUAAUGUUGAUCGCUCGGCUGUUUCAACUGUUCAAAUGGUGUGUGUCUUGUUGCGAGACUUUGGGCAGGCACAAUCCAUUAUGCAUGGGCUUCAAGAAGACUGUGGUAUGGAGGGGUGGAGUCCGCUGGAAGGGGGUUUUGUUAAGGUGAAAUUUGAUGGGGCCACUUUCAAAACACAACAGUCAUGUGGUGUGGGAGUCCUUAUUCGUGAUCAGCAUCGUGAGCCGAUAACAGCUUUAUCGGAACAAAUCCCGACAUGGAUGGCGGCAGAUUGUAUUGAAGCUAUUGCGGCUGUCAAGGCGCUGGAGUUUGCAGCAGAGCUGGGGCUAACCAACAUUCAUUUGGAAGGUGACUCUCUGACUGUGGUAAAGGCCAUCUGA